This is a messenger RNA of Ambispora leptoticha, 176 nucleotides long. Lineage: Eukaryota; Fungi; Glomeromycota; Glomeromycetes; Archaeosporales; Ambisporaceae. The record is from the annotation of a GenBank genome assembly.
GUCUUGAAUUUCUCGUACUACGUGCAUUAUGGAUCGUAUCGAAAGAUUUAUAUCAGGGAGUUGAACGUCAGACACAUGAUCAAACUAGUUGUAGCGAAGUUGUUUUAAUAGCAGCGUUUGCCGCUACAUUUUAUAUGUCGAAGAAUUUUAUGAUGGGAAUGCAGAGCAGAGAAUAA